AUGGAAAACAACUCAGGAGCUAUUCUCUUUGUGAUCUUAGCUAUGACCAUUGUUCUUCAAGUGAGGCCAGGGUUCUCUCAAGCACUCCCUACGAUCCCCGGACUUUUCCCACCGGGUCUUCCUAUUGAUAUCAUAAAAUGUUGGUCAUCUCUCUUUAACGUCCAAGGAUGUGUACAAGAAAUCUACAAAUCGAUAUUUUCUGGUCAGUUUGCUAGCAUUGAAGCCCCAUGUUGUAAAACGUUUUCAGCUAUAGAUACAAACUGUUGGCCACAUAUGUUUCCAUUGAACCCAUUCUUCCCUCCUAUUCUCAAGAACAACUGCGAGCGUAUUGCUACGACUCCAUCAUCAACACACAAGUGA
This is a messenger RNA of Arabidopsis thaliana (thale cress), 360 nucleotides long. Its product is annotated as egg cell-secreted-like protein (DUF1278). Gene Ontology annotation, cellular component: extracellular region. NCBI's taxonomy places the organism in Eukaryota, Viridiplantae, Streptophyta, Magnoliopsida, Brassicales, Brassicaceae. The record is from RefSeq and is marked reviewed. The coding region runs from base 1 to 360 and encodes 119 amino acids. The transcript has a single exon.